CUUUCAAGAAAGGAAUACAGACUCGUCGCUCCGAUAUCCAUCAUUCUGGUCCGCCGGCUCUUCCAAAUCCCUAGCCAUCACCGCUCAAUCUCCCAAACUCCUUCGUCCGCGAAAUGGCAUUCGCCACUCACUCUUUCGCCCGCGAGUUCACCGUCGUCGCUCACUUCUUCGCCCGUGAGAUCGUCGCCGACCGUUCCAAAUCCCUAUCUGUCGCAGCUCAAUCUUUCAAACUCCUUCGCUCGUGAAAUCGCAGUCGAUGCAAACUCCGUCUCCCGCGAGAUCACCACCGCUACUCACUCCAUUGACCGCGAGAUGACCGCCAACUCUUCCAAGUUCGGUUCAGUCUCCACUCGCCACACAUUCCUCACCAGGCAAGUUCAAGGACCGCAUCAAGAAUGGCCGCAUCAUCUACAUGCAACAAUGUUCUGAAUCGCAGAGAUGAAAGCAGAGGCCUCCAAAAUGCCUCAGUUUGGUUUUAUUUUGCCUAAUUGCAUUUGACGGGAGUUCCAUUUUUGCCAGCAUUUAGCAGCUCUUGUACGAAGCUGUCUCAGACAUGGAGAAUCAAGGAGAACUUUGGUAUGUGCAGUAGGCGAAAAAUGCAGACAGUCGAAGUAGAUUUGCUGAUAGAGGCACCAGGGGAAGCAAGUCCAAUAGAAAAAUAUUACGAGGACAAAGGCUAUUAGGAACCAGGCACAAUGUUGUGCAUGUGAACAUCCUGAAGGGAAGGAGGUCCUCUUGUUCAAAAUAAGACAGGUUGCGUCAUCUCCAAUUCUGUCUCCACUCACCAUGAGAUGCUCACCAG
Molecule: messenger RNA, 802 nt
Organism: Linum tenue
Lineage: Eukaryota; Viridiplantae; Streptophyta; Magnoliopsida; Malpighiales; Linaceae
Source: the annotation of a GenBank genome assembly